UGAAUGGGGCCCAUUAAAGCCAGCUGCAGUCCCAGACGGAGCCAGGCCCCAAUCGCAGCACUGGGAGAAAAGUGCCUCAUGCAGAUGUGGGCGCCGAUUUCUCAUUGAGAGCGUGGAAAUCCAGACAUUCCAAAUUCAGAAUCAGUCCCCGAUUGGCUCUCCCUGGCUCUCUGCACACACGUUCGAGUUGGAUCCGAUCUGACAACUCCACCACCACCACAACCCCACCAUUGCCUCCAUCCCCCGAUCGGGUGAGUAAUGCACGCCGCCGCUUCGAUUCGGGCUGAUCAUGUGCAAUUCCGAUCAAGACGAUCUCCGGUCGAGCGGUUAUCAGUUGGCCGAGUCUGUUGGGGGCCAUUGCGUCAUCCGCAAUGUGUUUGUACACAGUGAUCGUGACCGAGGCCGUAAUGGGAUCCGCACACAAAUUGCGCUGCCUCCGGAAAGCACUUUCACUCUCCCUUUCAUUGCCGGAACAAAUCCGCGGCUCAUCACUUAUCAUUAGCCAAGAUGUCGAGCCGGAUGAUCUUCCUUCAGUUGCUGCUGUGGACAGUUGUAGAGGGCCACUACUACUACGACUACGGCUACUGGGAGAUCAACGAGCCUCCGCCGCUCUGUUCCGACUACGAAAUGCUAGUGGUCAACACCCACCAGUGCGUGAGGCGCUGCAACAUCGUCUGCCGGAAUGGAGUGUGCUUCGAGGACGGGCCCUGUCCCUGUGCCGACCAGUAUCUGGCGGGCAAUCCGGAUGGGUUGGUGUGUGCUGCAGAGUGCCUGCCCGGGUGCAGGGCGGCAGGCGGCUACUGCGCCGCACCAGACCUCUGUGUGUGCCGUAAGGACAGGCACUACUACUUCGAUCCCCUCUCCCAAAAGUGCCGCCACAGGGCGGCCCGACUGCUGGAUCCCUGCCUGGGGCGCUGCACCCAUGGCACCUGCUCCUCCGACGGACGCUGCAUCUGUGCCCAGGGAUACGAGCUAAGGGACAGCCUGCUGCACGGACAGCAAUGCAUGCCAGUCUGCGAUCACAACUGCGGACCACGUGCCUACUGCUUCGCUCCCAACUUGUGUGCCUGCCGGCACAGACAGCAUCAUUAUGCCCACAAUGGUGUCUGCUCCAGGGACUAUUGACUUGGAGGGGCAGUUGGAUACAAUGGGGCUGUUUUAGGUCCCGCUGAUGACGCCUGGAGUUUAA
Drosophila teissieri is the source of this 1189-nucleotide messenger RNA. RefSeq names its product wnt inhibitory factor 1. The record is from RefSeq and is a predicted model, not a curated record. Lineage: Eukaryota; Metazoa; Arthropoda; Insecta; Diptera; Drosophilidae. The coding region runs from base 508 to 1125 and encodes 205 amino acids. The transcript is spliced from 4 exons.